AUGGUUGUGGUCAGCUCAUCCGGCAUCUCGGGGGCAGUCAAGAGGAGCGGCCCAGCACAGUCAUCACAACCACAGAUCAUCAAGCCUAGACAAAAGAUCCAGCGCGAUGCAUCGACAAAACUCAACAUCAUAAUAGUAGGUGCUGGCCUGGGAGGCGUGGGUGCGGCAAUAGGUUUGCUGCUAGGCGGCCACGAUGUAACGAUUCUCGAAUCUGCACCACAAAUCGCAGAGGUUGGCGCGGGCAUACAGGUUCUACCAAAUGCCUCGAGGUUGCUACAGGAAUGGGGCAUGAAAGAGGCGCUCGACCGCUACUCAACCGCGCCUAGCCAUGUAAACAUGCUAGGCUGGAAAGGCAACACCAUCACUCGGAUGAGCACAGAGGACUCCGCGAAGCUGUACCCAGGCACAGCAUAUUGGGACUUCCACCGAGCGAAUCUACACAAGUGUUUAGUUGAGCGAGCAGAAGAGUUAGGGGCAAAGCUUGUCGUAAACAGCAAGGUCGCCAACGUCGUCGCGAAGGAGGAAGGAGCACAGUGCUUCUUGAAGACGGUACAGAGCGGAAAGCGGAUCUCGUGA
Cyphellophora attinorum is the source of this 576-nucleotide messenger RNA. Its product is annotated as 3-hydroxybenzoate 6-hydroxylase 1. The record is from RefSeq and is a predicted model, not a curated record. The transcript is spliced from 2 exons. Gene Ontology annotation, biological process: secondary metabolite biosynthetic process. NCBI's taxonomy places the organism in Eukaryota, Fungi, Ascomycota, Eurotiomycetes, Chaetothyriales, Cyphellophoraceae. The coding region runs from base 1 to 576 and encodes 191 amino acids. Gene Ontology annotation, molecular function: monooxygenase activity; FAD binding.